This is a messenger RNA of Prunus avium (sweet cherry), 1059 nucleotides long. The record is from RefSeq and is a predicted model, not a curated record. NCBI's taxonomy places the organism in Eukaryota, Viridiplantae, Streptophyta, Magnoliopsida, Rosales, Rosaceae.
AUGGUUGACAGAUUAUGCACGUUGAAUACGGAGCCAACAGCAAUUUUUCAACAAAAACCCUACAAAUCAAUAUCAUAUAAUAGUCGGAGGAGCAGACAGACAGAAAAAGAGAAAAGUCCGGCGCGAACCUCGUCAUCGAAGAAGAAGCGCAAAGACGAAGAGGAUCCAAACCCAGAGGUGACACAGCGCAAGAGGCUCAAAGCCCUCGCCUUCUCCAACAACCUACUCUCAGAGGUCCCUGCUAAGCCCCACGCGCCUCUCACCCCCUCAAACACUGUUGUUAAGCACCAUGGCAAAGACAUUCUCAAGAAAUCUCAGCGAAAGAACAGGUUCCUCUUCUCCUUCCCUGGCCUCCUUGCCCCCAUUGGAGGCGGUAAGAUCGGUGAGCUCAAGGAUUUAGGCACCAAAAACCCCGUGUUAUACCUCGAUUUCCCUCAGGGUCGGAUGAAGUUGUUUGGGACUAUUGUGUUCCCCAAGAAGAGGUAUCUGACUAUGCAGUUCCCUAGGGGUGGGAAGAGUGUCAUGUGCGAGGACUACUUGGAUAAUAUGAUCGUAUUUUCCGAUGCUUGGUGGAUUGGGACACAAGCAGAGAACCCCGAAGAAGCCCAACUUGAUUUCCCUAAGGAACUUACUGAGGGACAACACGCAGAAUAUGACUUUAAAGGUGGUGCAGGUUCAACAUCUGCAAACAAGCAAAGUGAUCGUAAAAAUGAAACUACAUAUGUAGAACAUUCCCCAAAUGUUAAGGUUGAAGAUAAUGUAUCAGAUGAUGGAAACAAGGAUUCGAUGAGAGCAACACCUGUUCGACAUUCAUCAAGAACUGGCGGAAAACGAUUCAAGUACUGGCCUAAACAUUUUAUUGCACUCAGUAGAUACUGUCAUAAGAGAUCAGAAGCUGGGGGAAUUAAGUACACACAUACUAAAUAUGCAAAGUAGAUACAUAUAUACGUACACAUAUUUGUACAGGAACAUACAAACACACACACCCACACAAUGUACCUUACAGGUGCUGAGGCCAUCUCUGAAUGAUAAUAUUGGAAACAAAAUAUAUAUUUUUCA